AUGAGUAGAAAGAAGGUGAAACUUCAAUACAUAAUCAAUCAAUCAAAUAGGAGGACAACCUUCAAAAAAAGAAAAACAAAUUUAAUCAAGAAGGUUAGGGAAAUCAGCACCCUCUGUGGAAUAGAAGCAUGUGUAAUAAUCUAUGGUGAAAAUAGUGUUCAACCAGAGGUUUGGCCACUUGGUCCAGGAACACUAAAUGCGAUAUGCAAGUUUCGUGGUGUUCCUGAAUUCGAGCGAAGCAAAAGGAUGAUGGAUUUGGAGGAUUUCUUGAAGAAAAGCAUAGAGAAAUCCCAGGAGCAGUUGAGAAAACAAAUUUUGGAGAACAAGAAGAAGAGAUUUACUAAUUUCAUUGAUAAAGCCCUUAUGAAUCAAUAUAACAAUACUGAUCCUGUGAACUUUAAUGAACUCAAUGAUUUUGCGAAUAUGAAUGAACUCAAUGAUCUGGCAGAAUUUAUCGAUAACAAUAUCAAGAAAGUUGAAAAGGAGUUGAAUUCAAUGCAUGUUGAAGCCCAAGAGCAUGUUGGCAAUGAAAUUGAAGCUAUGACUGGAAUAGAGCAGCAGGAAAAUGUUGGAAAUGCACAAACUAUGGUGAAUGGAGGAAAUGUGCAGGCUGAUGUCCAUGGUUUGGAUAGGAACAUGGGUUAUGAUAUUCAAAGAGAUUAUCAGUAUCUUCCAUGGGACUACUCUGUGUUACCAUAUCAUGAUUAUAAUAUGGACAUAGAUGGCCUUUGA
Molecule: messenger RNA, 732 nt
Organism: Lathyrus sativus (Indian pea)
Lineage: Eukaryota; Viridiplantae; Streptophyta; Magnoliopsida; Fabales; Fabaceae
Source: the annotation of a GenBank genome assembly